This is a messenger RNA of Bursaphelenchus xylophilus (pine wood nematode), 3390 nucleotides long. The record is from the annotation of a GenBank genome assembly. NCBI's taxonomy places the organism in Eukaryota, Metazoa, Nematoda, Chromadorea, Rhabditida, Aphelenchoididae.
AUGGACUGGCUCAAGGUUCGCUCAGGUGAAAUGGCUAUCGAUUCCAAGACGGAACGCGGAUGUAUGGGCGUUUGGAUAAUUUGACGGAUAAAUUGGAUAAACAGCAGACCCAAAAGACACCACAAACUGAUUGAGUCUGACGGCUUUUCGGCUCGCUUUCAUUAUGAAGAAGAAACAUGUGAAUGAGGAAAAAAUAUGGAGACAUUUGCAACAAAAAACGGGGUGUUUGUUUUGCCAAAUUGCCCUAAAAUUUCAGAAUCUAAGUCUUUAAACUUAGAUUCUGUCUGCCUCUGCAAAACGCGGUUAAGGGUUUAAAACUUGAAAUGUAAUUUGAAUUUUCUUAUAAGCCAGAUUUAAUCGAAAUUCACGAAUGACACGUGAGGUGUUUUCGCUGUAAAUUUUGAAUGAGAGAACAAAAAUAACCUCAUGAAAAGUUUUCCCAGAAAAGCGCUAAUAAAAUCCUCGUUGGCUUCGGAAAUCGGCGGCGAAUCGUCACCAAAAGAAUCCCACCAAAAUUUGAGACACCGAAGCCAACAGAAGCACGACACUUCCCCCCUCAAUAUUAUGCCCGCUGAUAUCGCGAGAAACGUCUAAUUUUAUUUUCCAAAAUGCACCAAAAAUUGUGGCUCGAAUCGGAUGCCGGAGGGAUUAAAAAUUCCCCCAGCCGCCGAAAAAAAGAGUCAUGGGCCGAUUAUUUUUCUCGUUGGCCCCGCGCCUUAUAUCCGCCACGGCUUAUUUGGCCACUACUAGCCUCUUAUAGUCCGCCAAAUAACGUCGCUUUUUUGUGCAAGCACGGCGAAGGAAACCCCCCUCCAGAAACGCUCAACGCAUGUAUAUCGUGUAUAUAUUCGGGUUGUGAAGCCAAAAAUACUGGCCAUGAGACUUUUGAAGGCGCUUGCGCCCCUUUUCCAUGGUUUUUCAUUCUUCCUUCGGGUCUUUAUUUCUCUUUUUUUUCGGCCUCCUCCGACCGUUCAAAACCAUAGACUUGGCGCAGAGGUUCCUUCAAACGAAAUGAAGGACUCAAAAGUUCCAAAAGAGUAACGAAAAAAUUGCGUUUUGCCCGAUAAAAGAGAGAAGAAACUGAAAGAAAAAACAGAUGAAUGCCGAUAAUGUCAAGAUAUCCCAAAAGCGCCUAACAUCAACAUCCCACAAUCUCCCUUGCAUUUGUUUGGACUUCCUCGCAUAAAAUGAGAUUGCGCGAAGAAACUUUACGAUCCCGCCAUUGGACUUGCAAAUUGGCUUCGUUGUGAAUUGUCAAGUCGAAUAAUAAUUAAAGAAGAGAGCGAAGCUUAGAGAUUUGACCGGAUUUGCCUAGAGAUUUGCAUAAUGGCAAGCUGAAAGUUUCAAAACGGGGUUUUGAAGUUUAGGAAAUUAGAGGCUGGAAGAAUGUUAAUUUCAUUGGAUAUAAAGAAACUAAUAAAAGUGCAAAAUGGAGUGUAAAAGUAGGCCCGGAAGUCGAUUUCAGCGUCCGGAUUUGUUACAAACAUUGGGAAAUUGCCCAAUUUUUUGUUGAAAUUAAAAAUUUUUUUGGUGAUUUUGAAUAAUGUCAACCAUAAAGGAUAUCGAUAAAAACGAAGAAUAAAGUGUAGAACUACAUUUAGGGACCUGAUCCAGUGUCAAGAGAUGUAUUAUACCACAUUGCAUCCGGGAAGUAUCAAAAAUGUGGCAAAAUGCUUCCCUCUCCAAGCAGAAAAAGCUUCUUUUUGAAGGGCUUUUUCCGCUAGAAGAGGGAAGCAUUUUGCCACAUUUUCGAUACUUCCCGGAUGCAAAAUGGCACGUUCUUUGACACUGGAUCAGGUCCGUCACUGUAGAACUAGUGUAAAAAAUAGGUUAAAACUUUGGGAAACGUCUAAAAAGUUUUGAAAUCUCCAGAUUUUCUUGCUGAAACAGCGAUCUGCUUUGCAAAAUUUGAAUUUUCACCUCUCAAGCCCACUAAAAAUUGUGUUUUUAGGAUUUCCAUCGGUCGGAAAGUCGACACUCCUCACGAAUUUGGCUGGUGUUUACUCAGAAGUUGCGGCAUACGAAUUCACGACGCUGACAACGGUCCCUGGAGUCAUCAAAUACAAAGGAGCGAAGAUUCAGCUACUGGAUUUGCCCGGUAUUAUUGAAGGAGCCAAAGACGGAAAGGGUCGUGGUAAACAGGUGAUUGCUGGUGAGUUUUGAGGUUUUUUGAGGGCAUAUUGAAGUAAAGGUGUGUUCUGAUGGUAUCGAUAUUGUAGUAGGCAUCUGAGAGGCCGGAAAAUUGAAAUUAAAAGAAGUUUAUUUAAAUUGAAACUUUGAUAUUGUAGUUGCCCGAACAUGCUCGUUAAUAUUGAUGGUCCUGGACGUGAUGAAGCCCUUAGGCCACAAGAAACUGCUCGAAUAUGAAUUGGAAGGUUUUGGCAUCCGUUUGAACAAGAAACCUCCAGAGAUCACCUUCAGGCGGAAAGAAAAGGGAGGAUUGAAUUUGACGGCAUUGGUGGGUUAUGUUUACUUUUUUUUGCAUUUUUAGGUACAGUUUUGGACAUUGAUUUUUUGGACGAAAUGUCACUUUUUUCAAGUUGGUUUUUCAAAAUGAAAUGUUUUGAUUUUUCAGGUCCCCCAAUCCGAAUUGGACCUAGAAACGGUGAAAACAAUCCUGGCCGAGUACAAGAUCCACAACGCCGAUAUCACCAUAAAAUACGACGCCACGGCCGAAGAUUUGAUCGAUGUGAUCGAAGGAAAUCGCGUCUACAUCCCUUGUAUCUACGUCCUAAACAAGAUUGAUCAAAUCACAAUCGAGGAAUUGGACAUCAUCUACAAAAUCCCGCAUUGUAUGCCGAUCUCGGCUCAUCAUCGAUGGAACUUUGAUGAUUUAUUGCAGAAGUGCUGGGAUUACUUGAAUUUGGUUCGAAUGUAAGUUUGCUUUUAGAGAGGCAAAAUGGAAAUAUUGGAAGGAAAAAUUUUGAAAAAAAAUAUAUUGUAGUAGGCAUUUUUAGACAAAAAUUUGUUAAAAAAUCAGUUUCAAAAGGGUGGUUCAGCGCAUAAAGUGCGACUUUAAGAAUUUUAAGUCAUUUUUUUCCUCGAAACCACCUAAUUAUGUGUCAGUCAGUUAUUUUUCAAGCAUUUAUUUCCGUUUCAGCUACACCAAACCGAAAGGCCGAGUUCCGGAUUUCGAGGACCCAGUGGUCCUCCAAUACGAGAAACGUUCCAUUGAAGAUUUCUGCACCAAAAUCCACAAGAGUUUGGUCAAAGACUUCAAACAUGCGCUGGUUUGGGGCCGCUCCGUGAAGCAUUGUCCGCAAAGAGUUGGUAUUGAUCAUGUUUUGGAGGACGAAGAUAUCGUUCAAAUCAUCAAGAAGUAAGAUUUUUGGGGGAUUUUGAAGGAUUUUUGAGGAGAUUCGAAGUGAGCUUUCUGAUUUUAGGGUCUAA